Molecule: messenger RNA, 957 nt
Organism: Striga hermonthica
Lineage: Eukaryota; Viridiplantae; Streptophyta; Magnoliopsida; Lamiales; Orobanchaceae
Source: the annotation of a GenBank genome assembly
AUGGCCGGAAAAAGUAAGAUUUUGAUAAUCGGCGCCACCGGACACAUCGGAAAAUUCAUCGUUCAGGCCAGUGCCGACGCCGGCCACCCGACCUCCAUUCUAGUCCGAGAGUCCACUCUCUCUAACCCCGCGCCUCCGAAAGCCGAUCUAAUCAAACGCUUCAGAAAUUCCGGCGUCAAUUUCAUCCUCGGAGAUUUGUACGAUCACGAGAGCUUGGUGAAAGCUAUAAAGCAGGUGGAUGUAGUUAUAUCUGCUGUUGGCUAUGCUCAGUUGAGCGAUCAACACAAGAUUCUAGCUGCUAUUACGGAAGCUGGAAAUGUGAAGAGAUUCUUUCCUUCGGAAUUUGGUAAUGAUGUGGACCGAGUACAUGCUGUGGAGCCCGCAAAGUCGACAUUUGGGAAAAAGGCCCAAUUCCGCCGCUUGGUGGAGGCUUCGGGAGUCCCUUACACAUAUGUCUCGAGCAAUUUCUUUGCCGGUAUAUAUCUUAAAACACUGGCACAGCUGGAUUCCUCUGCCCCACCAAGGGAUAAAGUUGUAAUCUUUGGGGAUGGCAACACAAAAGCUGUGUAUAACAAGGAAGAAGAUAUUGCCACAUACACGAUUAAGGCCGUGGAAGAUCUAAGAACCCUGAACAAGAUCCUCUAUAUUAGACCUUUUCACAACUCUAUCUCCCUAAACGAGCUCAUGACGUUGUGGGAGAAUAAGUGUGGCGUAAAACUUGAAAGGAAGUACAUUCCUGAGGAACAAAUUCUGAAAGACAUUCAAGGCAAGAAAGAAAACUUGCUUAAAAAGGCAUCGGUCCCACUGAAUGUGAGAUUAGCUAUCAGCCACUCUGUGUUUGUGAAGGGGGAUCAGACGAACUUCGAGAUCGAGCCCUCGUUUGGAGUGGAGGCGUCGGAGCUUUAUCCGGAUGUUAGAUAUGCCACUGUGGAUGAAAUGCUUGACCAAUAUGUCUGA